Messenger RNA from Apus apus (common swift), 5804 nucleotides. It is a transcript of the gene BRF1, whose product is annotated as BRF1 RNA polymerase III transcription initiation factor subunit. The transcript has 18 exons. Gene Ontology annotation, cellular component: nucleus; transcription factor TFIIIB complex; transcription preinitiation complex. Gene Ontology annotation, molecular function: TBP-class protein binding; RNA polymerase III type 3 promoter sequence-specific DNA binding; RNA polymerase III general transcription initiation factor activity. Gene Ontology annotation, biological process: DNA-templated transcription initiation; transcription preinitiation complex assembly; transcription by RNA polymerase III. The record is from RefSeq and is a predicted model, not a curated record. Bases 39 to 2084 code for a protein of 681 amino acids. NCBI's taxonomy places the organism in Eukaryota, Metazoa, Chordata, Aves, Apodiformes, Apodidae.
GGCCCGGGCUCGGGCCGGGCCGGGGGGAGCCGGGCAAGAUGCCGGGCGGGCGGGUGUGCGCUGCCUGCGGCUGCUCGGAGAUCGAGGUGGACGCGGCGCGGGGGGACGCGGUGUGCACGGGCUGCGGCUCGGUGCUGGAGGACAACAUCAUCGUCUCCGAGGUGCAGUUCGUGGAGAACAGCGGCGGCGGCUCCUCCGCCGUGGGGCAGUUCGUGUCGCUGGACGGUGCAGGCAAAACACCAACUUUAGGAGGAGGAUUCCAUGCCAAUCUGGGAAAGGAGUCACGAGCACAAACUCUACAAAAUGGGAAACGUCAGAUUCAUCACUUGGGAAACCAACUUCAACUCAAUCAACACUGUCUGGAUACUGCCUUUAAUUUUUUCAAGAUGGCCGUGAGCAAGCACCUCACCCGGGGAAGAAAGAUGACCCAUGUCAUUGCUGCAUGUCUCUACCUGGUGUGCAGGACAGAAGGAACUCCUCACAUGUUACUUGACCUCAGUGAUCUUCUUCAGGUGAAUGUCUAUGUGCUGGGAAAAACUUUCCUUCUUUUGGCCAGAGAACUCUGCAUAAACGCUCCAGCUAUAGAUCCAUGUUUAUAUAUCCCUCGUUUUGCACACAUGCUUGAGUUUGGGGAUAAGAACCACGAGGUGUCCAUGACGGCUCUGCGGCUGUUGCAGAGGAUGAAGCGGGACUGGAUGCACACCGGCCGCCGGCCCUCGGGGCUCUGCGGAGCAGCUCUGCUCGUGGCAGCAAGAAUGCAUGAUUUCCGACGUACUGUUAAAGAGGUCAUCAGGGUGGUCAAGGUUUGUGAGUCUACAUUAAGGAAAAGGUUGACAGAGUUUGAAGAUACGCCAACAAGUCAGCUAACCAUAGAUGAAUUUAUGAAGAUUGACUUGGAAGAAGAAUGUGAUCCUCCUUCGUUUACAGCUGGUCAGAAAAAACUGAAGAUACAGCAGCUUGAGAAGGCACUAUCAAAAAAGCUGGAGGAUUUUGAAGGCGAAAUAUCGAGCUAUCAAGAUGAAAUAGAGAUUGAAUUAGAAAACAGUAGACCAAAAGCAAAAGGUGUAUUUGCCAAUUUCACUAAAGAUGAUUCUGUAGAAGAUAAUAGCUCUAGCAUACUUGGAGAGGAGGAUGCAGAAGAUGAGGAACUGGAAGCAGCUGCUAAUCACUUAAACAAGGACUUUUAUAAUGAACUUCAUGAGAAGGAUGGAGCAAAAACAAAUGAAGAUGAGGAAUGCAAAAAUGGAAAUGAAGCUCUUGUAAGACCACCUGCACUGGAAUCCCUGCUUGGCCCACUCCCCACUGCAGCUAGUCUUGGGAUAACAGAGUCCAUAAAAGAAUGCAUAUCCACUAAGGAUCGAGAGCCUGGUGAGAAUACAGGAGAUGGUGAAUUAGAUCUGAGUGGGAUCGACGACAGUGAAAUAGAUCGGUAUAUUCUUAACGAAACAGAGGCUCAGAUAAAAGCAGAACUCUGGAUGAAAGAAAAUGCAGAUUAUUUGAAGGAGCAAAAAGAAAAGGAAGCAAGAAUAGCAAAAGAGAAAGAACUUGGGAUUUAUAAGGAACACAAGCCAAAGAAAUCUGCAAAGAAGCGGGAGCCAAUUCAAGCCAGCACAGCAGGAGAGGCAAUUGAAAAGAUGUUAGAGCAGAAGAAAAUCUCAAGUAAAAUUAAUUAUAAUGUGCUAAGGGACCUGAACAGCAAAGGAAGUAACACACCAAAGAAAGAGGAUGACAGCACUGAUGACAGCACCAACACCAAGAAGCUGUCAAGAAGAAAAUCUAUUGCCAGUAGGAGUAUAGCCAACCCCGUAAACAGUGUGGGAAAAAGAUUAAGACCCUUGAUUUCGACACAGCCCACUAAAAAGGCAGCCACGGAAGAGGUAACCUUUCCAAAUGCACGAGCAGAAGCCCCUGAUGCAGAAAAACCAGCAGCUGUGCUAGUGGAGAGUGGCCCAGUAGCUUAUAACCCUGACGAAGAGGUGGAAGAGGAAGAAAUAGAAGAGGAUGAUGAUCACUGCAUGAGCGCCUUGCAGUUAAUGGGGGGAAAUGAUUAUGGCUGUGAUAUGGAUGAUGAUGAGGGCUAUUAGUUCCAUUGACUUCCAAAGAACAAGGACUGUGUCUCGUUCCCAGAAAAUCUUCAGUCUUCAAACUGUAUGAAUAGUGAAAGCAGCUGUUUGUGAUCAGCAAAUGUAAUCGAACAAUCCUUACUUUUGUAAAGCAAAUUUUAGGUUUUCAUUGAUUCUGGUCAGUUUACAGUGACCCAUAACCCAGCAGUAAAGGUUGGGUUUGUACUUGAAUUUUUUUAAUAUUUUUUUUUUUGGUGGAUCAUUGUUUGAGGAUUAAAUUAAUGGGAGUGAUGUUUCCAGAGAACAAGAGACAAAAUAGACUGUGUUUGUGUGGCUGAAAGCAACACAUUUCUUAUUUAUGUGACUGCUUUUAGGCAUGCUGUUGAGAGGGAGCAGACAGGACAGAUAGAAGGACAGGUGAAAACAAGGAGCAUGUCUGUUGAUUAUUAGAGUACAGUAGCAUUAGAUGUCUCAUCAUGCUACAACUGAAAGAAAGAAAACAUUUCCAACCUGUAUUAUAAACAUGACCCUGUUAAUGUGUACAAGCUUCCUUACCCAAACCCAUCAAAAAUUAAUGACAAAUUCUCUAUUUGCAAGGCAGUAUCUGUUUCUCUGAAAUGAAGUAAAUACUUCUUUAUAUUAAUCAAUUCAUAGAUUUCUUAAAAGGUCUGACAACAGCAGGCAAUGUUGGCAGUGAAGAAUACCACUGCGAGUCUGGUGUGGUUUAUGUGGAAAGAGGGAGAAGACCUGGGUAAAGCAAGAAGUGUAGAGAUCAAGCAGAGGACAAUCCUGUGCUCACGUGCCUUUGCUGGGCUUCCCUAGGGACAGGCAGGUCUGGCUGUGGCUGCUGUUGCUGCAGGAGGGGCACUCUGGCCAUGUCAAUGGAGCUGCUCAUGUCCGACUGAGUUAAGAGUGAAGGGCUGCUCCCGAGAGCUGCCUGGCUCUAAAACCAGUUGAAACAAAGGGAAAGCUGAGCUUUUUAAUAAAUAAGCCAGCAUCUGCUGUGGCUGAAUUUAAUUUAAUGUAAUUUAUUUAAGUUUCAGUGGGUAAAUUAAAGGUCACCGCGCAGCAGUCUGACUUUCAUGGCUCAAAUCCCACCCUUGAAUAGCUGCUGCUGUGUGAAAGAUGGUGGAGCUCCAGCCCUGUGCACCCCAAAAUGUCAACAGGCAGGUACUUCUCAUCCAGAUACAUCAGCUCUCACAGUGCUGUGGGAGCUGGGGUCAGGGAGGGUCCCCCUCUUGCCAUUUCCAGCUUCUUGCCUCUGACCUGCCUUUCCCUGGCACUGCUGUGUCUGAACGGGCUCUCAGCUCCGUGGGAAAUGCACUGCGCCCUAGAUCAUGGUCUUGAUGGCUGCAGCUGCAGGAGCUGAGAUGUUUUCAUCUCUCCCCAUGUCUAGUGACAAUCAUGAAAGCUGUAGCACUGUCAGCUUCUCUUACACCAGGCAAAGAUGGACAUUUAUCUUACCAACAUGGUUUCUGUAAAGCUGUUUCUCCUGGUCAGCUUGUCCUUUGUACCUUUUUUGAGGAGCUCUCAUCACUAAAGCACCAUCCAUCCUCACUCAUCAGAGGGAGGUUUGUGGCAGGAAAAGAAGCUGCCUUGGGAAGCUCUGUAUCUACUGCCAGCCAGAGUGAUGAUGAUACUCAUACCUGUGGUCAUCACCAAAGAGGGGAAGGGCCAUAUGGCCUUCCAUAUCUCCUCUGUCCCUCUCAGUAGCUUCCUAAGAGGGAUCGUGUAAGUAGAGCAAGAGCGAGUGCUUUUCUUAGGAGCAGACUUGAUAUUAUUUGGCUAGUAAAUAGUUUGUUGGGUAGGUUGUAUCUGCUAGGUAUUUUUGAGCCAAGUGUAGGAGUAUUUCUGCAAUGACUUCUUAAAAGUAGAACUUGGUAACAAAAAUAGAGAGGCCAAUGGGAAGAAGAGUUCAGUUACUUAGCUUGCAGCAUUUCAGCAGAAAGAAGAGAUUCCAUAUAAGUCUUUGGGGAAAAGCUGACAUUUUCACAAAAAAAAAAAAGUAUGGAUUAUUUCCUGAUACUUUAUAAAUACUGCACAGAAAAUGAUACUGAGGGGAUAAGCCUUGCUACCUCUCUUUUAUCUACACCAUAAAUUCAAAAUCAUGCUCUAAGCAGACAAUUUUUUAAAAAGUAAUUUGUUGUAUCAAAAUUGAUGCUCGACAAGUCUUUGCAGCAGUUGAGUUUGUGCAUUUGGGGUUUGAAUUAAUCUGCCAAUAGCACUAUUACAAAUACCCAUACUCUCAGUACAUUCUCAAAUCUUGGGUUUCAUUCCAAGGUACACAUUAUUCUCUAUGCAGGAAAUAAACAUGCAUAAAUAAACAUGAGUAUGACUCAUGUAGGUCGAGUGCUUUUCUCAAAUUCAUGUUGUUGGCUCUUAAAGAAACCACUAAGAUGAAUUCUUCAUUGCUGAAGGUCUUUCUUCCAGUCUUCUGUGUAGAUUUUCACUGCUUUGUUCCCCCAAAGGAUACUAAGCCUGCUGCCAGUGUAGUGUUGUUAUGUGCAGAAGCUGAGAGUCCACCCAAAUAACUACUGCUGGUAAAUUUGAAUUUCAGUUGCACAUUGAGUUCCUGAGAACAUUGUUUCCUGCACUGGAAGUAGAGGUUUGCAGUUUUUGAAUGCUCUCACAUGAUUUCAUUAGGAAAGACUAUUGCAUAGUCUGCUAGAAGGCACUUUGAGAGCAGAAAAGAAAAGAGCUACAAUUCCAUAGCAUCUCAGUGUUGCUAGUGAAGUUAACGAUAUGGUUUCUGUACAGGAGUCCUAAUGGAAAGGUCAUGAAUUGGAUAGGCAGACUUCACUCUGAGCAUUGUAAGGCUUCUUAAGCUGUAGUGCUUAUGUACAUUUUUAAUUUAUUGGUGACUUACCAGGAUUUUUAUAAUGUUCAUUCCUUCUUGAUUUAACUAAGCUCAGGAAAUGUAAACAGAUUAGAACAUGCUAGUUUCUGUUUUUAUAGCCAGUCAUUAAAAUGUAAAAAAGAUUAACACUGCAUUAACUCUGUUUACUACUGUUGAUGUAUCUGGACAAUUUUGUUGUAUAUAAGUGAGCCUAAAUUCACUUGGAGUAAUUUGGACCCUGCUUUUCUCAGGAUUCUGAUUAUAAUGAAGAGAGCUUAUAAGGCUUCAACAUUUGUUGUUCUUAGAUCUUAUUUGAACCCACACAAGCUCCGUAUCUUAGGUUCUGUUGCCUAAAGCAUGUCUCUUGCUGCAAGUCACUUUGCUUGACAGGCAAAACCCUCCAGCUGUUGCAUCCAGCUUGUCUGCCAUGCAGCCUUUUUAACAGUCUUGUAUUGUGGGAGUGAAAAAUGAAAGAAAUAAUGAGAAUAAUGGGAUUCUUCACUAUGGUGAGUGCAUUUUUAGUGUCUUAAUCAUCUAUGAUGUUUCUUUAAAAUCACUGCAUUCAGUACAGCAACAUUUAAAUUGUGCCAGACAGCUUUGUCUUGAGGGUUAAACAUGUUCUUCAAAAAAGUACUUGCCAUCCUGUUGGCUUGUUUGUAUUCUUUGGAUUGCAUUGAAAGUCCAGUCACAGAUGUGUACAGUUAGUGUAGAGUUUGCCUGAUAAAUACUCUGUUUCUUAUUUUUGAGUUGUAUCCUUGUGUUUGGUUCAGUUAGUGCUAAGGAAAUUAAACCUGUUUGAUGUAAGCAUAUGUAUCAUCCCUACACAACCACAGUAUGAGCCCUGGUAAGCUUUUUUACUGUAAUAUAUUUGCUGUAAAUAAAAAGUAAAACCCUUGCAUAAUCCA